AUGGCCAUGUUGUCGCCGUUGCGUGACCUUCAUUUCUUUUCCUGUCUGCGCAAUCAUCAGAUCAAGGUUCAAACAAAACAUCACAUGCUAUCAAGAUCCACCAUGAAGCAUAUUUUAGUAAGGUCAGCGGCACGAUCUCUGGUUGGCGGUGGUCGUAGCUACUACCGCCACCUUCCAACUGCGGCGAUCUUGGAGCUGAGACACCAGCAUGGCGGCGGCGCGUUUGGAAGCUUCUAUUUGCGGAGGAUGUCCACCCUUCCGGAGACAAAGGAUCACAACUCAGAGGAGAAAACAAACGAGGUCAACGACAACAAGAGCACCACCAACGCCGUCGUUUCGAGUUACUGGGGGAUCUCAAGGCCCAAGGUUCGUAGGGAGGACGGAACUGAGUGGCCAUGGAACUGUUUCAUGCCAUGGGACUCUUACCACUCAAAUGUGUCAAUAGACGUGACCAAGCAUCACACACCGAAGUCGUUAACUGACAAGGUUGCUUUUAGGUCUGUCAAAUUUCUAAGGGUUCUCUCUGAUUUGUACUUCAAGGAACGGUAUGGAUGCCAUGCCAUGAUGCUGGAAACAAUUGCAGCCGUUCCAGGAAUGGUGGGAGGAAUGCUGCUGCACCUGAAGUCAUUGAGGAAGUUUCAGCACAGUGGGGGUUGGAUCAAGGCAUUGCUUGAGGAAGCAGAGAACGAGAGGAUGCACCUGAUGACCAUGGUGGAGCUGGUGAAGCCCAAAUGGCACGAGAGGCUGCUAAUUUUCGCUGCACAGGGAGUUUUCUUCAACGCCUUCUUCGUGUUUUACCUCCUCUCACCAAAAGCAGCACACAGGUUUGUUGGGUAUUUAGAGGAAGAGGCCGUGAUUUCAUACACACAACAUUUGGAAGCAAUUGAGAGUGGCAAAGUUGAAAACGUCCCUGCCCCUGCCAUUGCUAUUGACUACUGGAGGCUCCCCAAGGAUGCAACUCUCAAGGACGUUGUCACUGUGAUUCGUGCAGAUGAGGCUCACCAUAGGGAUGUGAACCACUUUGCUUCUGAUAUUCACCACCAAGGAAAGGAAUUAAGAGAGGCCCCAGCUCCUGUUGGUUAUCACUGA
Sphenostylis stenocarpa is the source of this 1089-nucleotide messenger RNA. The record is from the annotation of a GenBank genome assembly. Lineage: Eukaryota; Viridiplantae; Streptophyta; Magnoliopsida; Fabales; Fabaceae.